UUAGGGGUGAAAAUUUUUGACUUAACACGAUAAUACAAUUUGAACUCGACACGAAUUUGAUUAUAACUCAACAUGAAUUUGAAAAUGACCCGACACGCGAAUAAGAAAUAUAAAAAGUUUAUAAUUUUAUGACUUAACACGAAUGUGAUAUCACAUGACCUGAUUGUCACCCCUAAUAUUAGGCAAAAAAAAAUAAAAAAAAAUUUGAUCAUUUUUAUUUUCUAUCUAUCCAACCAAACACAGAGGAAAGAAAUUAUAUCAUUCUUACUUUCCAUCCUUGAAGGAUAAAAAAUGUAUUUCUUUCUACUCUCCAUUCUUUCUACAUUCCAUCUUUCCAACUAAACGGAGCAUAAGCCUUUGUUUGUUGAAGAUAUGAGAAUUCUGGUAUAUUAAACAGAAGCCAGGCUAAUGUUAGUUUUUGUUCUUCUAAGAACCUAUGUAAAAAGCUGGCAACUUUUGAUAUUAUAAUGGCUUUGGUGUUUGAAACUUCUGUCUUUGAAUGAAAUUUAAAUACAGUAAGGUGUUCUACCUUGUUGAAGUCAAAGCUUAAGAUCAUUUCCGUACCGAGUUUUGAAUAGUAUUGUAUAAAAUUUGCCAGUACACAAGCAGACUAUGUAGAAGUUGAUAAUACUUCAGAAUUAUCAACGUGCCUGAAGAAGUGAAGAGUUUUGUGACUUAUAUGUUUCUUGAUCAUAACCCAAUUAUUAUUUUUGUUUUUGAAGUUAGGUGAACUUGGAAUUAGAAAAUGCAGAGUGGCUCACUCCCAAUAGUAUUCACUGCUUCAACUUGGUGAUCCAAUGGUAGUAGCCAAGACCUUAAAUAAAUUUUCAAGGCGGAGGUCUUUCUUGGCCCUUACAUCUGUUCCCGCAAUGUCAACUUUUGAGGAGCCACUUGGUUCUAAUAACCUUUUGACUAUUGGACUCGAUACAGAACAGAGUUUCUCCUUUGGUGCUUUCACAGGCAGAGUAAACAAAAGGGCUGGAAGUUUUAGCAAUGAAGGGGGGAGUGGUUACUCAUUCCGAAGUGAGAAUGAGCAAAAUGUAAGAAAAGCAUUGCUAUGGGGAAGACAAGCAAAUCCCAGGGUGUUUGGAACUAUAAGUGAUGCUUCCUACACACCACAUUGUUAUUAUAGCUCUCACUGCAAUUACAAUCCUGCAAGGGAUGUAAAACACAAGUUCUUCGGAACUAUCCCUGAAUAUGUGAAGAUAGUAGAAGUUGGUCCGAGGGAUGGCUUGCAAAAUGAAAAGGAAAUUGUUCCUACUUCUGUGAAGGUUGAGCUAAUAAAGAUGCUAGUUUCUUCAGGGUUACCCAUUGUUGAGGCUACUAGUUUUGUCUCACCAAAAUGGGUACCACAGUUAGCAGAUGCAAAGGAUGUAAUCAAGGCAAUUCAAAGUAUUGGAGGAGCUAGAUUUCCUGUUUUAACACCAAAUCUCAAAGGUUUUGAGGCGGCUAUUGCAGCUGGAGCUAAGGAAGUGGCCAUCUUUGCUGCAGCUUCUGAGUCCUUUUCGAGGUCAAACAUAAAUUGUAGCAUUGAAGAUAGUCUUGCUCGCUAUCGUGAUGUUGCUCUUGCUGCAAGAAAUCUCUCAAUUCCUGUUCGUGGAUACAUAUCUUGUGUUGUGGGGUGUCCAGUGGAAGGUGCUGUGCCUCCCACAAAAGUAGCGUAUGUGGCUGAAGAGCUCUUGAAUAUGGGCUGCUCUGAAAUUUCUCUUGGUGAUACGAUUGGAGUUGGUACUCCUGGUACCAUCAGUCCAAUGCUUGAAGCUGUUAUGGAUGUUGUCCCUGUAGAAAAGUUAGCUGUCCAUUUUCAUGACACUUACGCGCAAGCUCUUUCCAACAUUCUUGUAUCUCUCCAGAUGGGGAUCAGCACUGUGGAUUCUUCUGUAUCGGGGCUCGGGGGUUGCCCAUAUGCAAAGGGCGCUUCUGGGAAUGUUGCCACCGAGGAUGUGGUUUAUAUGCUCAAUGGACUCGGAGUGAAGACUAACGUGGAUCUCAGAAAGCUAAUGCUGGCUGGGGAUUUCAUCUGCAAGAAUUUGGGCCGGCCUUCUGGUUCGAAGGUUUCAAUUGCCUUGUGCAGAAUCACCGCAAAUGCCUCCAAGCUGUAG
Ilex paraguariensis (yerba mate) is the source of this 2102-nucleotide messenger RNA. The record is from the annotation of a GenBank genome assembly. NCBI's taxonomy places the organism in Eukaryota, Viridiplantae, Streptophyta, Magnoliopsida, Aquifoliales, Aquifoliaceae.